Messenger RNA from Lachancea sp. 'fantastica', 1764 nucleotides. The record is from the annotation of a GenBank genome assembly. NCBI's taxonomy places the organism in Eukaryota, Fungi, Ascomycota, Saccharomycetes, Saccharomycetales, Saccharomycetaceae.
AUGGAUUACAUGAACUUGGGGGUUACUUCCCGUAAAACUGGAAUCAAAAUACGACAAGAUAUACGCAAAGAUGAGUACUCCAUGGAUAAUGUUGAUGAAUUUUUCAAAGAUAACGAGAGCUCGAUUUCGUUUCGCAGAAAAAGCCGUAAAUCAUCGCUGCUUCCCUUCGAUAAUUCUGCUUUUCCACCGCCGGUUUUCGAAGGCAGAUCAAGACGAAGUACGAACUUUUUACCCCCCAGUGUGCCCACCAUAGACGAAAAUUAUGCAGAACCUUCAAUAGAGGAGGCUAUCCAACCAGAGCUGGAUGGAUCGAUGCCGAACGAUUGGGGAGACGAAGGCGGAGCUGAAGAUAAGGAAUUACCUCUUUUACCAGAGAAGCAGGUGGACAACCAACCAAAGAAAAGUGAGAAUAAAACGAUAAAUUAUGAACCUGAUUAUCGAAGCGACGAUUUUGAAAACGAUGGCGACGCUGAGGGCGUUCCACAGACUCCACCUUCCGACUAUGGAAAUGAGAGCUAUCGAGACGUUCCCGAUUUGGUAGCAGACGAUGACGACGACGAUGAUGAGCCGUCCCAUGGAAACACGUCUUUCAACACUUCUGAAAAUGCACUACUGGAGGAUGAGCUGGAGCGAGACAAUGGGUCAUUGAGUGAAGAAGACAGAGACUACGUCGAACCCUCGGGGCUUCUUGACGCUGUGAAUUCAAGCGAAUCCGAGGGUGAAGAUAGCGAGAUUGAUUACGGCGGAGCUGAAAAACGUUCUGCUUUCUCAAACGUUACAAACAAUUCGUAUAAUAGUCGACAAAAGGGAGCGAAGAAUGCUGGACAUUCAGGCCAAGAAGGAUCGCUUGAGGAGAGCUCGGAUGAAGAGUUUAUCCAGGAUCAGGCUCAAGACUUAGGACGAGAAGUCAAUUUUGCAAGAGUGAACGGGUUAAGGAAAUCUAAUAGGGUGAAAAUAGCGCCCUUGGAAUACUGGAGAAAUGAGAAGGUGGUUUACAAGCGUAAAUCGAGAAAACCCGUGCUGGAAAUCGAUAAGGUCAUAACUUUCGAGGAGGAAGAUGAUGAAGAAGAAGAAGAUCUAAGAAGGAGAAAGAAGAGUAAGAAUAGGCCAUACAACUAUACUUCAACAGGGAGACCGCGUGGAAGACCUAGAAAAGGUCAAAAUACAGGUGUGACCUCAGAAACUGCAUUGCACAACCCCAAUCAGCACUUGAUUACCAGAGUCAAGCAAGGCACACUUCAAAACUCUGGGUGGUAUGAAGCGGGAGAAUAUCGAGGACUCGUGAACGCUUCUUCGGAUCACAAACAUAAAGAAGAGGACAUCUUGGCUCGUUCUAACUUUCAGUCGAUUCCCCAGUACAGACGCAAUACAAAAGAUGAGUCGUAUACCUUGGCUGUGCUUUUCGACAAAAACAAAGAAUCAUUCGCAAGUGGAAUUUUAACCCUGCCCCUGGGAGCGGACAAAAAGCUAUCUGAUUCUUAUAAUGUUGCCAUCAACUUCUACCUCAUUGAAGGCGUCAUAGAGAUCACGAUUGGCCAAAAUAAGCUAAUUUGUACCGAGGGUUGUGCUUUUCAAGUGCCUGCUUUCAAUGAGUAUUCGCUUUCUAACAAGGGAAAAAGUAUUGCCAAAAUGUACUUCGUACAGGUUUCGCUGCCUGAACUCAGCAAUACUAAGAAGCCAACUGGUGCGGAAACGGUAAACCUCCGGCAAGAAGAUUCCCGUAUGGGAGACUCACUUAGUGACAUGAGCAUAUCGCAAGGUUGA